AUGUCCAACCCCUUCGACAUCAAUGGCGGUGCAUGUGUCGCCAUGGUGGGCAAGGACUGCGUCGCCAUCGCCUGUGACCUUCGCCUGGGCAUGCAGUCCCUGACCAUCUCCAACAACUUCCCCAAGAUCUUCAACUACGCUCCAUCCACCUAUCUCGGCCUGACUGGCCUCGCUACCGAUGUCAACACUGUCUCCGAUCUCUUCCGUUACAAGGUCAACAUGUACCGGCUGCGCGAGGAGCGCGAUAUCGCACCGCAGACCCUCGCCAACCUAGUGAGCUCAUCGCUGUAUGAGAAGCGCUUCGGUCCUUACUUUGUCAGCCCUGUGCUGGCUGGUAUCAACCCAACAACGGGGAAGCCGUUCAUCUGCGGCUUUGACAGCAUUGGCUGUAUCGAUUUUGCCAAGGACUUCAUUGUCAGCGGAACAGCAAGCGACCAGCUCUUCGGUACUUGCGAGGGUCUGUGGGAGCCUGACCUGGACCUCUUCGAGACAAUCUCACAAGCACUGCUUAGCGCCGUGGACCGAGAUGCUCUUUCCGGUUGGGGUGCCCAGGUUUACAUUAUAGAGAAGGACAAGGUUACCCAGCGGUUAUUGAAGGGACGACAGGAUUAG
Molecule: messenger RNA, 612 nt
Organism: Penicillium mononematosum
Lineage: Eukaryota; Fungi; Ascomycota; Eurotiomycetes; Eurotiales; Aspergillaceae
Gene: pup3
Product: proteasome core particle subunit beta 3
Exons: 4
Coding region: 1-612 (203 amino acids)
Biological process (GO): proteasome-mediated ubiquitin-dependent protein catabolic process
Cellular component (GO): proteasome core complex, beta-subunit complex; proteasome core complex
Source: RefSeq, a predicted model, not a curated record